This is a messenger RNA of Cercopithifilaria johnstoni, 726 nucleotides long. The record is from the annotation of a GenBank genome assembly. NCBI's taxonomy places the organism in Eukaryota, Metazoa, Nematoda, Chromadorea, Rhabditida, Onchocercidae.
AUGAGUUUAUGGACGAAGAUAAUUGGGCCUAUUGUAUCUCGAGUAAUUAAGAAAGCUGUAAAUCGUGUUCUUGAUAUGCAUGGGUAUUUUUGCCCAGGAUAUUUUAGUCCUACAUUUGCAGUGACAUGUCGGAAUUCACAGAGUAGUGGAAUAACUUCUAAAACAGUGAUGGAUAAAGCUUAUGAUCAAAUGCGAGUUAAUAAAUGGGAUGGACCAAGUGUAAGAAACACAAUUGACGAUGCAGUCAGGAAGAUUUUCAAUGAAAAAUAUGAUACUUGGACUGAGAGACAUACGCUGGCAGAUGGGCGACUAAUAAUAUCUACUGUUGCUGUUGCUUUUGCUGCUAUCGGCCUCAUAUAUGAUUAUAAUGAGCCAUUUCCAAGAUCGAAACCGGUGCUUGCAACAUGUUCCAUUACAUAUUUCAUAUUAAUGGGUGUUUUACAAUUGUAUCAGUGGUAUAUUGAAAAAGGUACUUUCUAUCAAGGCGUAGAAAUGGAUCCAAGUGGACGAACUCCUAAAAGAUACUGGAAAUGGUCGUCAUCGAUCAAAAAAUACGAUGACAAAUAUACCCUGGAAGCCGAAUAUAUGCAAGAAUCGCGUACAGGAUACAUUAAAGUGUUGAAAUCUAUAGGAGCAUUCAUAGAUGAGGAAGGUGUUAUUGUUCUACCAAUUCUGGAGAAAGAAUUGGCGCAUAUUGUUAGCAGCGUAUUGCGAAAAGACGGGUGA